Messenger RNA from Polistes canadensis, 1581 nucleotides. RefSeq names its product ras-like protein family member 10B. The coding region runs from base 16 to 816 and encodes 266 amino acids. The record is from RefSeq and is a predicted model, not a curated record. The transcript has 5 exons. Gene Ontology annotation, molecular function: GTP binding; GTPase activity. Lineage: Eukaryota; Metazoa; Arthropoda; Insecta; Hymenoptera; Vespidae.
UACUAAUUCGUUCUAAUGGAUCAACUGAAAAAAGAAAACGAACUUUUUUCUAAAUCGUUUCUCAACGCUAAUGAGAAACUUCUCGAACUGGAUCUAGAUUAUUUGGAGAGGAGGGGCGGUGAGACAAUAAGCUGCGAAAACGUGGAAAGCGGAUCGAAAGAGGAGGAAAGCCCGGCAGACAGUCUGGAUCGAGUUAAGGUCGUUUUCCUCGGGGCACCUGGCGUGGGAAAGUCCAGUAUAAUUCGUCAAUUCGUUUGGAGCGAAUUCUCCGAGGAAUACAGGCAAACUGAAAAACGUGAGACGUUUUACCCGAGCGUUGUACUGGCCGAUCGAUUGUACGAAUUGAAAAUCACAGAUCUACCUACGAUUCCGUUCUUUCCCGUCAGUUCGCACCUGGAAUGGACGGAUUUCCGUUAUUAUGGUCUACGGAGCGCUACCGCCUACGUUCUCGUAUUCGAUCUGAGCAAUCAGGAGACCUUCCAAUACAUCAGAAAAUUACGCGAGCAGAUCUACGAGGCGAGGGACAUGAGAGGUGUACCUCUUUUAGUGGUCGGCAAUAAACAAGAUGCGCUCUCGAGCACCGUAGCUUCCGGUACAAGGUACAGGGAUAUCGUCAAUCUCGUACGAAAACAUUGGAGAUGCGGUUACGUCGAGUGCAGCGCAAGAUUCAACUGUCGCGUCGUACAGGUUUUUCGAGAAUUAAUGAAGAGUAUUCAAGCCGUAGAAGGAAGACCGCCAUCGCCGAUACCUGCACCCUCGUCCCAGCCUUUGCGUUCUCAUCAACAUGACAACACCGAAAAAUGUAUUCUUCUCUGACACUGAGAUCACGUAAUGGACGUACUCGAUCUUUGCGAUCGCAUUUUAGGGAAAAACUGCUUCUUCUCCGACUCGAAGAAGAAUUCGCAUUGAUUUCUUUUUUUAUGAUUUUCGCAUUUCUCCUAGUUUUCAUUAUUUCAUUGCGAAUAAACUUCUCGUCAACUUGUUUAUCGUCAAACUCAAUUGUCUUGGAUUGAUUGGUCCAUAUCGGUGGACCAAUUGUAAAUUGGCUAAAUAUUGUUUUUCCUUUUCUUUCUUUCUUUCUUACUUCAUAUUACUCGAGCGUGUGAUAUCGUUGUGAUAAUCUAACAUUUCAUGGUGCAUGAAUAAUACAAGGUACUCGAUCGUCAAUUGAAAAUAUAAGAAAUCGUUUUGUUUCUUGCGAGAACCAAAUUAAACGAUGCAUCGUAUUAUAAUCUGACGUUAGAAUUUUCAUACGUAGAGGGAAAAGAAAAAAAAAAAAAGAAAGAAAGAAAAAGAGAAAGAAGGAGAGGAAAAAAAGAUACAUAAUAGAUAAGAAACAACGAUAGAGUACGUACUAAUAAUCAAAAAUUGUACAAUUGAAAAUGAACGUGCGUGUAAGCGUGUAAACGAUUCGAUUAAACCAAUACCAAUAUCCAAAUAGGUGACGACGAUACACAGAAUGAGUCAAAGCUUUCCAAGUGAUUUUCUCAAUCGAUUACUUUUAAAAAUGAUUUCUUCAAUCGAAACUUUUUAAACGAAUUUUUUUCAGAUUGUAAAAUAGUUCCUAGACUUGUAGUUUUA